UCUCUUGACAAACUAGAGAACAGUCUCUAAAAUACAGAAAUCGAUCUAAAAUCUUCAGGAAUUACUGUUAUUUUAAUUCAACAGGGUUAAAAAGUUCGCAGGAAAAAACAGCAUUACCGAACAAGUCUGAUUUUCUGUUGCAUCUCUUGGACGAGGCAAGAUAAAACAUGCAGUUUUUCUCUUUUGUUGUUUUCAAAAACCUUUUGACAUGUGUGCUGUGUUGGGUGUCUGAAAAAUGUUUUGUCUAUGAAGAUUACUUGGAUGUAAAAUUAGUAGGGAACUGUCCAAAAAGUAACCUAACAGGAUAUUGUAGAGGCGUCUCCAACGUGGCACUCGAUCUUGCUGGGAUUCCACCCCAUCUUGAGGUCCUCUGUGUGGACCUUAUGAAGGAUUCAAGUCUGCAUCCUUAUUCUUUCUCAAGGUUUCAGAAACUCAUGAAGUUAAAAAUCUUUGGAGAAAUCUCUACCAUCCACCCUGGAGCAUUUAAAAAUCUUUCAAGUUUGCAACAUCUGGAAAUUUACAGCUUACAAUCUUUAAAUCUCUCCCUUUCGUCUGAGAUUCUCAAUGACCUUCAGAAUGCCACAACUCUUUUAUUCAUCAACUGCAGGCUCUCGUCCAUGGCAACAGACGUGUUCAAAGGAAUGAAGAAGUUAGAACAACUCGCAUUCAUAAACAGCACAGAAGACUUUUCUGAGUUGUUAUGCAGAUUAACAUUUGUGUCAUCGUCAUUAAACUAUUUAUAUGUGGAAUCUGAGAGUUUAGUUAUUGACAGGCCAAAUUGCACUUUUUCUAAUGGGACUUCAUUUGAUGUUAUGUUUCAUGGAAUUGAGAAGGUCAGUCUUAUUCUUGGUCCUGUUAGACUAACAGAUAAAACAGUGUUGAAAUACUUCAAGAACAUUAAUAUUUUAUCAAUAAAAUUUACUGAUUUUGAAGUUUUACAACCUGCAAUUACAAAAGUGGAAUAUUUAGUAGUAAGAUAUUCCGAGAAGUUAAGCAGCUUUGAAGAAAUCUGUGAAACUGCACAUAAACUUUUGUCAACUGCAUUGAGUGUAAAUUUCUUAUAUAUAACUGAUUCUUUUGUGCCCAAUUUAGAUAAAUGCAUGUGGCUUGAAAGCUUGGAAAUAUGUGCAAAUGAACGUCAAGCUAAAUCAAUUAAUUUAACAUUCAUCAGCGUUCUGAGAAACCUUAAAUCAUUAACGAUUCAUUGGAGGCUUACGACAGAGAGUAAAAAUAGAGAUAGGGCUUUGGCACUGUGUGAAAAUCAGAGUGAUCUUGUCACAAAACUCAAGACAGUGAGCCUUCAUACAAACAAUUUCCAAAAUAUCAGCUACCAACAUUUUAGUUGCCUGCGAGAGCUUGAGGAACUGCAAUGGGUGAACAGCAACAUAGAACAUAUUGAAGAUUUUACAUUUAACAAUACAUGUUUGCUUAAAACUUUGGACCUUAGUAAUAACAAAAUAUCUCAACUUACAAAAUAUACCUUCUUCGGUUUAUCUAACCUAAAAACUCUCCUAAUUAAUGACAAUAAGUUGCUUCUCAUUGAGCCAGUGACUUUACUUCAUUUAACAUCUGCAGAGUUUGUAAGUUUGGGAGUCUUUCAGUAUCCCUCCUCUGAACCUUCAAAGAUCUGGAUCAACCUCAGUCUUCCUGAAAAUCUGACUAAGUUGUACAUCAGCUCUGGAUUAAAACCAAUGACCCUUCUUUUAAGCAAGAGCAGGAAAUCUGAAGCGGGCCUCAGCCUGCAUGUUUGUGGCCAGUCUGUGACUUUUCAGGAUUGUGACAAUACGCUUUUCAAAUCUCUUGUCCAUUUAACUGCAGAGACAGAGCAGUUGCUCUGUGGUCAAUCUUUUCCUGGUCAAUUCCUCAAGUCUCUGAGACAUUUUUUGAUCAUAGCAAAACAGAAGCCGGCACAAAUGGACUUGACUGAUUUGAACCAACUGGUCAACCUGAAGAGUCUGAUCCUUUUUAAUGUAGAUUUGUCUCCUCAGUCUGGUCUUGAUAUGAUUUUUCAUAACCUCUCAAAUUUGGAGUAUCUAUAUGUUUCUUUGUGGUCAGUAACUUUUUUCAAUAAAGACUUGACCAGAGACCUGCAGUCACUAAAAGUGCUAUUUUUACAUGCAGAUGAUGUGUUCAGUGUGAUGGAAAACUUUGUAGAGCCCCUGAAAAACCUUCGAUAUCUUAUCAUGGAUAAAGCACUUCUAUACUGUAGCUGUGACAAUGCUUGGAUUACCAAUUGGGCAAAGUAUCAGCAGAGUGUUCAAGUGUAUUUCCCUGGGAGCUCACUGGAAAGUCUGCCAUGUAAAACUUCACAUGGAAAACAGUUUCUGCAUAAGUAUGCUCAAGACCACUGUUUAACUGAUAUCGACUUUCUCCUUUUUGCCUCCACCUCUCUGGGACUGGUGUUCUUCAUGCUGGUAGUGCUGCUCCAUCAGCUGGCUGGAGAUUAUCUGCUUGCUUUCUUUCACAUAGCUCGUGCCUGGGUAGAGGAGGCCAUGAGGGCAAACAGAAAAGGACAUUACCACUUCGAUGUUUUUGUGUCCUACUGCGGGAAAGAUGAGCGCUGGGUGGUGGAUGAACUUCUCCCCAACCUGGAGAAACGUGGACCCCCUUUCCUCAGGCUUUGCCUGCACAGCAGGGACUUUGAGCUAGGAAAGGACAUUGUGGAGAAUAUCACAGACAGCCUCUACAGAAGCCGACAUACCCUCUGCCUGGUUAGCCGCAACUACCUUCGGAGUAAAUGGUGCUCUUUGGAGAUGCGUUUGGCAACUUACAGAUUGCUGGUUGAACACAGGGACGUUCUUGUUCUGGUGUUCCUGGAGAAGGUUCCUCAUCAACUCUUAAAUGUACAUCAUAGACUGUCCAGGCUGGUGAAGACCCAGACCUACAUAGACUGGCCGCAAGACCCAGCUCUGCAUAAUGCAUUCUGGGAUAGACUAUGGACAAAGCUUGCACCUGAAACUGCAACUUAGAAUCAAAUAUAUUAAUCUUUUACCAUAAUGUUCCUCAACGUACCAUCCUUCUUCCCAGUUAAUUAGUUCAUUGUGGGAGUUUGUGAUUCAGUUUAAUGACAAUGUUCAAUGGAUUUUAAACUAAUAUAUUAUAAGGCUAAUGGCAUAUUUAAGUGGACAGGACCUUUAUUCAUCAGGGUUUGAUUGUCUUGUGAAGAGUGGGCAUACCAAAACAAACAUGGUAUCCUGCAGUUGAUUGUGGAGGAUUGUUACCUCCCACAACACCACAGCACUUGAGGAGGUGGAAACUGAUGAUAUCCUGUUAUGGUGCAAUGAAGAUAUAAAGAAAGUGGAUAUAAAGUUAAUCCCAGGUUGUUUAAAACUAGGAAAAAAGGCUUUUGCUUCUUUUGCACCCUAGUCAUGGAAUAAUCUUCAAAACACAUUACAGCUUAAUCACUUUGUUACACUGGGUGAGUUUAAGGUUCUGAUAAUAAUAAUAAUAAUAAUAAUAAUAAUAAUAAUAACAAUAAUAAUAAUAAAAUAAAAAUUAAAAAAAAGUUGUAUAACGGAAGGAUGUAAUUGUUAUUCAUAUCUGGAUUUUGUAUUAUGCAUCAUUAUUUUUGUCUGUAUUUUUAUGUUUGUUUUUGUGGUUUUGACUUUAAAGUUUGUUACUCUGUAAUGGCAUGCCUUUUUGGCCAGGUCCCCCUCUGAAAAGAGAAUUAAGCUGAAGGGACUUCUUGGUUAAAUAAAGGUUAAAUAAAAAAAUUAUUAACAUUUGGCAGAUUCUUUUAUUAAAAGCAAGUUACAAAAGUGCUUUGAAGUCUCUAUCAAUAAAACAUUCUCACACUGGUUCACUAGGUCAGGGACUGAGAGUACUCAGACUAAAUAUCAUCCAGAUCCUCAGCCUCAACUACUUUUGUUCAUCAUGCAAAAGAUUAAUGGUGUCCAUGCAUUAACUAGCACUGACUCAAAGAAAUUAUAGAUUUCACCAUCGCCUGCUUUUGGUGCCUGCCUUGUCAAUUCAAGUGAAUAGAUUUUGUUUGGUUACUGUUUCCAAAUCCAGGUAGGAGA
Ictalurus furcatus (blue catfish) is the source of this 4019-nucleotide messenger RNA. Its product is annotated as toll-like receptor 13. Gene Ontology annotation, molecular function: protein binding; transmembrane signaling receptor activity. NCBI's taxonomy places the organism in Eukaryota, Metazoa, Chordata, Actinopteri, Siluriformes, Ictaluridae. The record is from RefSeq and is a predicted model, not a curated record. The coding region runs from base 168 to 2969 and encodes 933 amino acids. Gene Ontology annotation, cellular component: membrane. Gene Ontology annotation, biological process: toll-like receptor signaling pathway; inflammatory response; immune response. The transcript has a single exon.